GGCAAUAACAUUAGGAUGUUCGAAAAAAAAUUAUUUAAAUAGAAAUUUUUCAGAAUUGAAUGGCGUGAAUGUAUUUCAAUUCGUGCUAAUGUCGAAGUCUGUUACGUGCCGGUGCUGCAUGGCGCGGCCUCCGGACAAAGAUUUGAAAACUGUGUACACAACUCUUGGAACGUCUGAAGUAUACGCGGAUAUGGUGAAGGAUUGCUUCGAAAUUCAUAUGUCAUUCGGUAUGUGCGCGGCUGACAGUGGGAUCUGCGAUGUUUGCAUAACAAGGUUACGUGAUGCCUGCGAUUUUAAGCAUCAAAUUCAACGGUGCCAGAGGCAGUUCCAGCAUCUGGCUGCUCUCAUACAAGAUAGUACCACAACGAAAGUCAAAGAGGAAGUGACAGAUUUAGAUGAAGAAAACGGUAUAUAUUUUCUGGAUUUGAAAGAGGAAGCCUCUGAUCUUGACGAGAUGGGAGCGAUUGAUGACGACAAGAACCUCGCCGACAUACUGGGGUUCGGUACAGUCACCGUCAAAAGGAAAACGGACAAGAAACUUAUUAAGAAACGUAAUUUGCGUAUAAAUAAAACGCACGAGAAAAAAUCAAAAUCCCAACUAAAGAUAUCGCUGCGUACUCUGUCUCAGAUCAAAAUGUUAAAACCGAUGCCAACGAUACGUUUCACGAACGAAAAUUCAAAGCACAAGAACAAUAUAGACAAUCUAUUGAAGAAUUCGAAUUGCACGCCAUUCUUGAACAAGACCCUGUCCGGGAUUGUGUGCGCUUACUGCAAAGAGACACAUCCAAAUAUUGACAAACUUCGAACUCACAUCAAAGAAACUCACUCAAAUGACGAGCUAAUCGAUAAGAAGAAAAUGGACAAAAACAAUUUAUCCGUCAAAAUGGACAUAACCGAUCUAAGUUGUAACGCUUGCGGUGCGAAUUUUGACGUUAUCGAUAAUCUAAUAAAGCAUCUAUCGAAAGAGCACGAAGUGAAGUUCUAUUCGGAUAUUCACAAUUACAUUUUGGAGUUCAAACUAACGGACAGCGAGAUUUUAAACUGUGCCCUCUGCAAUUCGACCUUUGAAACCUUCAAGAUGCUGUUACAACACAUGAAUGGCCACUACAGGAACUAUAUAUGCGAGAUAUGCGAUCUAGGUUUCAUAAAUAAGCACAGGCUGAAGAAUCAUCAGAGAACGCAUGAGAUUGGUGACUUCCAGUGUUCGUUUUGCGAUAAAGUCUUCACGACCAGAGUCAGGAAGAUGUGCCACGAGAAGUACACGCACAAUAGCAGCGCUAGGUACACUACGAACUGUCCACACUGCGAACAAUCCUUCACCAGCUACUACCAGAGAAACCGGCACAUGUUUAAAGAGCACAACGCAGUCGCCGCCUCGUAUCGAUGCAAUAUAUGCGAUAAGACCUUUAUACUAAAGUCGAAAUUGACUGCGCACAUAAAGAAGGUUCAUCUGAUGGAACGCAAUCAUAUAUGUCCGGAAUGCGGUCAGGGGUUCUUCAUAAAGCAAUCCCUGGACGAGCACAUGAUAAAGCACAACGGGGAGAGGGUCUACAAAUGUACCGUUUGUCUGAAGGCUUAUGCCAGGAAGAAGACCCUGAGGGAGCACAUGAGGAUCCACAACAACGACAGGAGGUUCAAGUGCGGGGUCUGUUCGCUGGCUUUCGUGCAAAAGUGCAGCUUAAAAAGCCAUAUGCUUUCGAAUCACGGCGUCACUUUGGCGGAAUACGAAACGCCGAAGACUGUGUCUAGUCCUUAACACGCUCGCGAGGAUUCAGCGCUGUGCCGUCGUCGGAUUAAACAUAAUUUGGCUGAUCGUGCUAGGCCUAGACCGCACUACGGUAAAACCGCAGCGGUUAUUAAGCGUGUGAGUUUAUGAAAAACGAAAAGGAAUAAAAGCGGCCGCACUUGCGGUUCUUUCCCGCGACUGAAUUUUAAAACCGCGAAAUGUUACAAAAUUGUCGCGGAAAAAAAACCGCAACAAAAUUUGUAAUCCCAUAGAACUAGGUAUCCGUGCACGCAUUAGGUAUGCGUAACCGCGGGCGGU
This is a messenger RNA of Bombyx mandarina (wild silkworm), 2044 nucleotides long. RefSeq names its product zinc finger protein 567-like. Lineage: Eukaryota; Metazoa; Arthropoda; Insecta; Lepidoptera; Bombycidae. The record is from RefSeq and is a predicted model, not a curated record.